AUGAAUAGAUAUAAGAAAGUAUCAAAUAUUAUUUAUAUAUAUAGUGUAUUUAAUAUUUGUUCAAAUUGUAUAGAUCAUAUUCCAGAAAAACACAUUUUUGAACUAAAAAAAUAUGCAAAAUUACAAAUUAUAUUUUGUGAAAAUAGAAAUGAUAAAAGUAAUAUAACAUAUGAAACAUCUUCUAAUAAAAUUUUAAAAAGUUUUGUUAAUGAGGAAAAAGAAAUUAAUAGUACUUCAAAAGAGGCUCAAAAAAAAAAAUUUAAUGAUAAUUUAAAAUAUAAAAAUAUUUUAAACAAUGAAAACUCUAUUAUAGAUGAAGAAGGGGAAAAUGAAAAAUAUAAUUGUAACACCAUUAAUAAAAGUACAGAAUGUUUUAAUGAGACAGACUUAAACGAAAAAAAUGAAGAGAAGACAAAAAAUAACAAGAAAAAUUAUGAUCAAAUGAAUAACUCAGAAAUGUAUAAUGAAGAAAGAAAUAAUGACGAAGAAGGUAAAAAUGUAAAAAAUAUGGAUGAGUCCCAAGAUGAAUUGGAUGAAGAUAUGAUUAAUUUAAUUCAAGAUAUAUUAAAAAAGUAUAAUAUAGUUCUGUUUAUGAAGGGUACAGCUUUAAAUCCCUUUUGUAAAUAUAGCAAGCAAGCUAUACAUAUUUUAAAAUUAAAUAAAGUUAAAGAAAUUCAUACAGUAAAUAUUUUAGACAACGAAAAAUUAAGAAAUGCCUUAAAAAUUUAUUCUGAGUGGCCUACAUUUCCUCAAUUAUAUGUUAACAGUAAAUUUAUAGGAGGAAUAGAUAAACUUCAAGAGUUACAUGAUAAUAAUAAAUUAAAAGAAUUAAUAGAGAAUUUUUAA
This is a messenger RNA of Plasmodium relictum, 846 nucleotides long. It is a transcript of the gene GLP3, whose product is annotated as Cg6 protein, putative. NCBI's taxonomy places the organism in Eukaryota, Apicomplexa, Aconoidasida, Haemosporida, Plasmodiidae. The transcript has a single exon. The record is from RefSeq and is a predicted model, not a curated record. The coding region runs from base 1 to 846 and encodes 281 amino acids.